This is a messenger RNA of Eremomyces bilateralis CBS 781.70, 986 nucleotides long. RefSeq lists its product as uncharacterized. The record is from RefSeq and is a predicted model, not a curated record. The coding region runs from base 256 to 936 and encodes 226 amino acids. Lineage: Eukaryota; Fungi; Ascomycota; Dothideomycetes; Eremomycetales; Eremomycetaceae. The transcript has 2 exons.
CGGUAUCCUCCACCUACUCCCUGCGAUGGACGACUUCAAAUGACAUAUUUGGGAUAUGUAACUCUGCAUUAUUUUGCGGAUUUGUUAUGUACUCUCUUGACCAGAAUUCCGCUUCCGAUGCGCUUGUUUGUCAAUUUAGGCACAGCAAUGACUGACUCACUAUCAGGGCCACGUGCUUCACGAUCAAACCAGCCAUAACAGAACCGGCAACUGCAUAUACGUACUUUACUACUCAAGACAAGAGCUCGCAGCCACAUGUCGGGUCACGCAUACAACCCCAUCGGUAGACUGGGCUCACGGUUCUCUGGUUCCUAUGGAAGUUCGAGCUUCUCCAGUCCAAAAUCAUCUCAGUCUGCUUCCGAGAGCGCUCAGCUGUACCGAGCUUCGGUUCCUCCGUCCGCGAAACAUAGCACCGAUAGAUCUCUUGGUCUCGAUGCUCCUGGUGGAGUCGGCUACUGGACCACGAUGACGGCACGGCAAUCCAGUGACGGCGGAGCAGAUGCGAAUACGAAAGAUGCUGGGAGAGGAAUAGAAUGCCAUUCCGGCACAACUGCAGUCGGUGGAGGAACUGAGGAGGACUAUAUAUUCGUGGACCCAGGGGAGGUGUUAGUGAUGGCGUCGUCCCAGGACCGGCACGCUGAGGAACCGGAACGAAAGUCUGACAUAUCAACGAAUAGUACGGAAGACGAGAAGCUCAUCCUACGUAUGGCUAAUUUCUCGCACCAUCCGCCUCCUAAAUCCCGUUGGGCCACCCCGCCACCCCCCAGCAAAGGCAACGUCUACGGGGUUCAGGCCGAGCCAGUUCUGAGAAAGUCCGAUCCAGCCAACCCGCUCAUCGAUUGCUGGAUCUGCUGCAAAUGCGUGUACGACAAUGGAGGACAGGAGUGGCCGUGCGAGAAGUGCCACCAUGUACGGUGCAAAGUGUGUUUCUUUUGAAACUAUCCUCAAAGCUGGAUCAUGCCUCAGAUAACAAAGAUGUCGCUACG